AUGACUACGGAGAGAGCAGGAGCAGACGGAGAGAAUGCUGGUUAAAUGCCGGGCCUUUGUCACCGCUCUGUCCCUCCCUGAUAUCCAAUCUGGUUUGGAGGAUAGGAAGAAUGAAUUCCCAGAGGAAUUAUGGAGCUCUCUGUGCUAACCUGUGAUCAGAGAGGUACAGCCAUGUUGUGUGUCCAUACACUGGGGUCUGAAAGUUAAACAAUACAAUAGAAUGGCAUCAAUACAAUGGCUUGACAUCUUAGAAUAAGGCACAUAUUAAUUAGCAAAUAACAAGCACUAGAGCUAAACGACUCUUCUCUGCUAUGAUAAUACAUAUAUAAUAAUACAUAUAUAACACAUACAUACAGUACCAGUCAAAAGUUUGGACACACCUAAUCAUUCCAGGGUUUUUCUUUAGUUUUACUAUUUUCUACAUUGUAGAAUAACAUUGAAGACAUAAACUAUGAAAUAACACAUAUGGAAUCAUGUAGUAACCAAAAAAGUGUUAAACAAAUCAAAAUAUAUUUGAUUUGAGAUUCUUCAAAAUAGCCACCCUUUGCCUUGAUGACAGCUUUGCACACUCUUGGCAUUCUCUCAACCAGUUUCACCAGGAAUGCUUUUCUAACAGUCUUGAAGGAGUUCCCACAUAUGCUGAGCACUUGUUGGUUGCUUUUCCUUCACUCUGUGGUCCAACUCAUCCCAAACCAUCUCAAUUGGGUUGAGGUCGGGGGAUUGUGGAGGCCAGGUCAUCUGAUGCAGCACUCCAACACUCUCCUUCUUGGUCAAAUAGCCCAUAUACAGUGGGGAGAACAAGUAUUUGAUACACUGCCGAUUUUGCAGGUUUUCCUACUUACAAAGCAUGUAGAGGUCUGUAAUUUUUAUCAUAGGUACACUUCAACUGUGAGAGAUGGAAUCUAAAACAAAAAUCCAGAAAAUCACAUUGUAUGAUUUUUAAGUAAUUAAUUUGCAUUUUAUUGCAUGACAUAAGUAUUUGAUCACCUACCAACCAGUAAGAAUUCCGGCUCUCACAGUCCUGUUCGUUUUUCUUUAAGAAGCCCUCCUGUUCUCCACUCAUUACCUGUAUUAACUGCACCUGUUUGAACUCGUUACCUGUAUAAAAGACACCUGUCCAGGCACUCAAUCAAACAGACUCCAACAUCUCCACAAUGGCCAAGACCAGAGAGCUGUGUAAGGACAUCAGGGAUACAAUUGUAGACCUGCACAAGGCUGGGAUGGGCUACAGGACAAUAGGCAAGCAGCUUGGUGAGAAGGCAACAACUGUUGGCACAAUUAUUAGAAAAUGGAAGAAGUUCAAGAUGACGGUCAAUCACCCUCGGUCUGGGGCUCCAUGCAAGAUCUCACCUCGUGGGGCAUCAAUGAUCAUGAGGAAGGUGAGGGAUCAGCCCAGAACUACACGGCAGGACCUGGUCAAUGACCUGAAGAGAGCUGGGACCACAGUCACCAAGAAAACAAUUGGUAACACACUAUGCCGUGAAGGACUGAAAUCCUGCACCGCACGCAAGGUCCCCCUGCUCAAGAAAGCACAUAUACAGGGCCGUCUGAAGUUUGCCUAUGAACAUCUGAAUGAUUCAGAGGAGAUCUGGGUGAAAGUGUUGUGGUCAGAUGAGACCAAAAUUGAGCUCUUUGGCAUCAACUCAACUCGCCGAGGAGGAAUGCUGCCUAUGACCCCGAGAACACCAUCCCCACCGUCAAACAUGGAGGUGGAAACAUUAUGCUUUGGGGGUGUUUUUCUGCUAAGGGGACAGGACAACUUCACCGCAUCAAAGGGACGAUGGACGGGGCCAUGUACCGUCAAAUCUUGGGUGAGAACCUCCUUCCCUCAGCCAGGGCAUUGAAAAUGGGUCGUGGAUGGGUAUUCCAGCAUGACAAUGACCCAAAACACACGGCCAAGGCAACAAAGGAGUGGUUCAAGAAGAAGCACAUUAAGGUCCUGGAGUGGCCUAGCCAGUCUCCAGACCUUAAUCCCAUAGAAAAUCUGUGGAGGGAGCUAAAGGUUCGAGUUGCUAAACGUCAGCCUCGAAACCUUAAUGACUUGGAGAAGAUCUGCAAAGAGGAGUGGAACAAAAUCCCUCCUGAGAUGUGUGCAAACCUGGUGGCCAACUACAAGAAACGUCUGACUUCUGUGAUUGCCAACAAGGGUUUUGCCACCAAGUACUAAGUCAUGUUUUGCAGAGGGGUCAAAUACUUAUUUCCCUCAUUAAAAUGCAAAUCAAUUUAUAACAUUUUUGACAUUCAUUUUUCUGGAUUUUGUUGUUGUUAUUCUGUCUCUCACUGUUCAAAUAAACCUACCAUUAAAAUUAUAGACUGAUCAUGUCUUUGUCAGUGGGCAAACGUACAAAAUCAGCAGGGGAUCAAAUACUAUUUUCCCUCACUGUAUAUCUAGAAUUUAAUUUGUGCACUCGAUUUUUAUAUUUAUAUAUAUAUAUAUAUAUGUGAUUCAAAACGAGACACAAAAUGGCUAGCAACAACUUAUCUAGCUAGCCAGCUAAUAUGACAGGAAAAGCUACUUAGCUAGCAUAACAACGAGUGCAUAAAAUACUACAUGACAAAAAAAUGAUGACAACUCCGUUAGGGAACAUCAGGAAACAAAUACUGUACUCACAGUUGUUGCAUCCGCUCCACAGCUGCAAAAAAAAGAUUGCAGUAAUUUUGCAGUGUAACUGCAGUUAGAGUGAAAUACCACAGUCCACUGCAGUUACUGCACUUUUACUGCAGUUUUCAAAACUGCAAUCUUUUUUUGUAAAGGGAGGUGGCGAGCUGAGCUUUGGGAUGAAUGUGAUGAGCUGACAAGAGUUUGUGUUUAUAAAUGUUUGCUGUUCUUCCCACAGAGGUUAUGAAGCCUCAGGAGGGCGAGCUAGUCAGUGAGAUCUCCAAGGUAAACCUGUUUACUCCCUGAUUAUCCUCCCUCACCAUGUUAACUACCUCCUGUGUAUUCACUAUGUUACCUACCUCCUGUGUAUUCACCAUGUUAACUACCUCCUGUGUAUUCACCAUGUUAACUACCUCCUGUGUAUUCACCAUGUUAACUACCUCUUGUGUAUUCACCAUGUUACCUACCUCCUGUGUAUUCACCAUGUUUUAGAGCACACCCAAAGUCUGGUUUGCGUCCUAAAUGACACCCUAUUUGAUAUAUAGUGCACUACUUUUGACCAGGGCACUAUAUAGGGAAUAGGGUGCCAUUUGGGACACAGGUCUGACCAUCUCUGACCAUCUCUGAUAUAGCUACCUCCUCAUAGUUUCCUCUGCUUUAUGUUGUAGCCUGUACACUGUGUUGUGUUAUCUAAUUGAAUGUUGAUCUUUUUAAUGUUGACAGGCUGUGGAAACACUUUUCCUUUCUGAGGACAAUGGCCACGCACACACUCAGGUUGGACAACUGAUGCAUAAUGCAUUUGACACAAUGGUUGUGAUACAACUGAUAUUUAUGGUGAAACAAUAGAAAAAGCUUGUGUGCAGUUUAAACUCUCCGUUGUGUCACAACGGUUUCGCCAAAUGCGUUGCAAAUCAGUUGUACAACCUGCGUGUGUACAGGGCCCAUAAAAUAGGCAUCGAGUUGACACAAUGGUUGUGAUACAACUGAUAUUUUUUUGUUGGUGAUGCAAUGGAGAGUUUGUCUGUACACAAAUGUUUACACAACCAUUGUGUGACCACUGUCUAUUUAUACUGAACAAAAAUAUAAACGCAACAUGCAACAAUUUCAAAGAUUUUACUGAGUUACAGACAGUUCGUAUAAGGAAAUCACUCAAUUGAAAUACAUUAAUUAGGGCCUAAUCUAUGGAUUUCACAUGACUGGGAAUACAGAUAUACAUCUGUUGGUCACAGAUACCUUAAAAAAAAGGUAGGGGCUUGGAUCAGAAAACCAAUCAGUAUCUGGUGUGACCACCAUUUGCCAUGCAGCACGACACAUUUCCUUCGCAUAGAGUUGAUCAGGCUGUUGAUUGUGGCCUGUGGGAUGUUGUCCCACUCCUCUUCAAUGGCUGUGCGAAGUUGCUGGAUAGUGGCGGGAACUGGAACACGCUGUCGUACACGUCGAUCCAGAGCAUCCCAAACAUGCUCAAUGGGUGACGUCUGGUGAGUAUGCAGGCCAUGGAAGAACUGGGACAUUUUCACCUUCCAGGAAUUGUGUACAGAUCCUUGCGACAUUGGGCCGUGAAUUAUCAUGCUGAAACAUGUGAUGAUGGUGGUGGAUGAAUGGCACGACAAUGGUCCUCAGGAUCUCAUCACGGUAUCUCUGUGCAUUCAAAUUGCCAUCAAUAAAAUGCAAUUGUGUUCAUUGUCCGUAGCUUAUGCCUGCCCAUUCCAUAAGAUUAUCUUGGCAAAGGAGACAUGCUCACUAACAGGGAUAUAAACACAUUUGUGCACCACAUUUUGGAGAAAUAAUAUUUUUGUCCGUAUGGAACAUUUCUGGGAUGUUAUAUUUCAGCUCAUGAAACAUGGGACCAACACUUUGCAUGUUGCUUUUAUAUUUUUGUUCAGUGUGUGUGUUAUUUUGCCUUUAUUUAACCAAGUAAGGCCUCGAUUCAAGCCGCAUUGUCGCCAACCCACGAUCGGAUUGAGUCCUGGCCUAAGUCAUUGAGAACACAUUCUCUUUUACUAUAACGACCUGACACUAUCUAUCUAUCCAUGUCCUGUAUCUGUUCAUCCAUCCAUCCAUCCAUCCAUCCAUCCAUCCAUCCAUCCAUCCAUCCAUCCAUCCAUCCAUCCAACCAUCAGCUCCAGGGCCUGGUGUCAGAGCUGAAGGUGGGCUUCUCCAGCGCUCUGUAUGAGCUGAGUCAGAUCCAGCAUGGAGACAGUGAUAUCAGGGAGGAGGUGGGGGAGGCCCGGAGGAGCUGUGAGAGAAAGGCCCUGCGCAUGGAGACCCUGGUCGAAUCUCUCAGGGUGAGAUGGAGUUCAAGCAGGUUAUGAUACCAAAGAGAUGGGUCCCCAGGAACAUUGCCUUUGAAUGGCGCAUAGUCGACAACGCUCUACAAAGUGUGAUCGGAUUUAAUCUCGGCCAAGGCUUUUAUAAGAGCAUAGAGACUAUGGAACGAGGAUCACGAUCUUGCUAAAACAACAACCCAGAGAAGAUUAUGUAAACAUUCAAUAAUUUUUACCCCACAGGAUGAACUGGGAGAGAUGCGUUGCCAGAUCCUGCAACUCUGUGGCAGCAGCAGGCAGAGGCCUCCUAUGCAGCAGGAGGUAAAGGUGACACAAUCAUCUCUGGCAACCCAGAGAGACAGGUAAACAGUAAAAUGUCCAUACAGACACCACUAAAUCGUCUGUAGAUAGUAAUGAUUGAUUAAUAUGCUGGUCUUUAUCAAGAUAUACCGUAGCUUGUCGUCAAAGCAUUAAUACAUGUGUUGCAUUAGAUCGAUAGUGUCCAGCAGCUAUCUAGCCUGGGUACCAGUUUGUUUCUGCUAUCAUUCCACUCCUUGUCAUCCCAAAUGUUUGGCAAUGACACGGAGUACAAGGAGUGGAAUGGUAUAGCACAUAACAGGUUCUGGAUUUCAGGCUAGCAGCCAUCUUCUUUUCUUGCCAAAGUGUGUUUUAGGAGAAUCUAGGCACCCAGAUUGAUUUCUAUCUGGUAGUAAUGCAGGUCUUUACUAUCUGGUAGUAAUACAGGUCUUUACUAUCUGGUAGUAAUACAGGUCUUUACUAUCUGGUAGUAAUACAGGUCUUUACUAUCUGGUAGUAAUACAGGUCUUUACUAUCUGGUAGUAAUACAGGUCUUUACUAUCUGGUAGUAAUACAGGUCUUUACUAUCUGGUAGUAAUACAGGUCUUUACUAUCUGGUAGUAAUACAGGUCUUUACUAUCUGGUAGUAAUACAGGUCUUUACUAUCUGGUAGUAAUACAGGUCUUUACUAUCUAGUGGUAAUACAGGUCUUUACUAUCUGGUGGUAAUACAGGUCUUUACUAUCUGGUAGUAAUACAGGUCUUUACUAUCUGGUAGUAAUACAGGUCUUUACUAUCUGGUAGUAAUACAGGUCUUUACUAUCUGGAAGUAAUACAGGUCUUUACUAUCUGGUAGUAAUACAGGUCUUUACUAUCUGGUAGUAAUACAGGUCUUUACUAUCUGGUAGUAAUACAGGUCUUUACUAUCUGGUAGUAAUACAGGUCUUUACUAUCUGGUAGUAAUACAGGUCUUGUGGUGAAUGGGAGGAGGCACUGUGAGUGCAGUGCCAGCAGCAGCACAUCAUCGUCUUCUAACAGGGGCAGAGUCCUGCUCCACUGCUACCUGCAGGGGCUCAAGGCAGGGAUGUGUGAGGGGACAGGUGGGUCCAAGCUGUUUUAUACACUCUCUCUGUAAAGCCUUAACUCAACGUUUCCCAAACUCGUUCCUGGGGAACGCCAAGGAGUGCACUUUUUUUCUUUUUUUUGCCUUAGCACUACACAGCUGAUUUUAAAAUAAUCAACAUCAUCAUCAAGCUUAGAUUAUUUGAAUCAGUUCCGCUAGGGCAAAAAAACUAAAACGUGCACUUCUUGGGGUCCCCAGGACCGACUUUGGGAACCGCGGCCUUAACUUGUUUAUUCGGAUGCGGCAAAAAAAGGUAUUCAAAAAAGGAUCUCAGAGUAUGAGCGCUGAUCCAGGAUCAGUUUGGCUUUUUAAAUCAGAGGGGUGGGGGGGGGGACUUGAUCCUGUAUCAUCACUCCUACUUUGAAAACGUUAUGAACAUUGGCCCAGAUUUCUAUAAGAGCUUUUAGUCUCAUAAUAUUGUUUCUAUUUAGAAGUUGAUAGUUUGAAGUACAACAGACCGACGUAGCUACUGCAGUAGGUCAAAGCUGUGUCCUGGAAAAACCUUGGUAGAGCAUGGGUGGAGUAGGCGUUGUGGUGCUAAUGUGAAUUUCCUUUCUUUUUCUGCUUCAGACCGAUGCCUACUUCUCACUUAAAACGCAUUUGUUUGUUUUUUAAUUUCCAUGGUUUUUACACUGGCAGGUGAUUUUUUUCUGUUAAAGGUGCAUCCUACAUUUCCACAUGCAAAGGCAGAUUUGUUUUGAGCAACCAAAAGUCUGUUAUUGGCAGUGCUAUUGUAACCUUUAACUUGGCCUCUGCCAAAAGGUCUUCAUGGCACAGGUGGUGUGCUUGCAUAACUACAAGGGUUGCUGGUUUAAACCCUGGUCUGCUGGCUAUUGCCCUCUAAUAGCUAAAAUCAGUUUUCAACAAACUAUUAAAUUAUGUGUAGAAUUUACCAUGGAUAGUCAAAAGUAAUUGUCUGCAGAUUUCAGAAGGUGAAUAGCUCAAAUGAUUGCGACAUUGUAAAAUAUGACUAAAUUCCCAUUUGAAAGCAGAGUAAAAGAAAACGGUUUUGUCAUUGACUUUUGAAGGUCGGAUAACUCCGCCACAGACACUAAACAUAUCCCUAUGUACACUAGAGCUGCAUCUUUCUUGUGCCUUCUGCAUCUUGUUUCUAGCCAAAACCCUUACAAAAAAGGUACACAGAGUUGUGAAAUAUUUUUUUUUGUACUAAACCAAGAUAGACCACAGCCCGUCGUUUCAAAUGGGAACAAUUGAGUCAUAGUGGGCAGAACAAGCAAGGAUGUAGGCAGAGCCAUGUACGAGCUAGCGAGAUCCUAUUGGCGCGUUCUAGCAUACAUGUGCAUAUUUCAGUUAGCGAACGCCUACUCUCUGAAGUGUGCAAUAGCUAAAUUCACCUUUGCACUCCUUCUAAACAACGCACUUUUUUCAAACUAAGGCAAAAGGGGAAAAGUCUACAAAACUUAUUCCACUCUGUUCGUAACAUAUAUUCUAGUUUUGGGAACAGAAAAUUGUAUUGAGAUCAAACGUUUCAAUCGAUGAGAAAAUGUGCAGAAUGUCGGCCAAAAUCCAUCUCGCUCCGUCUUCUCCCACGGAGCCAUAUUUGGUAGUGAGUGGAAACACAAAGCGGAUGCUUCACAUUUAUACAUCUGGUGAAAUAUCUGUCUCAUUCUUCUCUGUGGUUGUGUCCUGUCUGACAGUGAAAAGUGGCUAGCUCUUACCGUAGCUUGGACUAUGGCAUAGCUAGCUAGCUAAUGUUGCAAAAGCCUAUUGCAUGCAUUGUAAGGUAGCAGCAUGACAAUUUGCCGAAAGUUUGGUGUUGAACUGAUUUUGCUAGAUCUGAUUUGGCUAGCUAGCAGUUUUGUGGGAAAAUGUAGGACUGGCAUUUGGACGUGAGCUAGUUAAUGUUAGCUAGCUACUGUGUUGAGGUUAGCUGCUGUUGUCUGGUUCUAGCUAGUGUCGAAACCCCCUUUAAACCAAUGCUCAAUCGAAUCUACCUAUCCCAAGAACAGUCGAUUAUUCCCUGUCUCAGUUCAGGGGGCCCCAGAAAAGGCUGAUUAUUCCCUGUCUCAGUUCAGGGGCCCCAGAUUAUUCCCGUCUCAGUUCAGGGGGCCCUGAAAGGUUAUUCCCUGUCUCAGUUCAGGGGGCCCCAGAAAAGGCUGAUUAUUCCCUGUCUCAGUUCACCCCCAGAAAAGGCUGAUUAUUCCCUGUCUCAGUUCAGGGGGCCCCAGAAAAGGCUGAUUAUUCCCUGUCUCAGUUCAGGGGGGCCCCAGAAAAGGCUGAUUAUUCCCUGUCUCAGUUCAGGGGGGCCCCAGAAAAGGCUGAUUAUUCCCUGUCUCAGUUCACCCCCAGAAAAGGCUGAUUAUUCCCUGUCUCAGUUCAGGGGGCCCCAGAAAAGGCUGAUUAUUCCCUGUCUCAGUUCAGGGGGCCCCAGAAAAGGCUGAUUAUUCCCUGUCUCAGUUCAGGGGGCCCCAGAAAAGGCUGAUUAUUCCCUGUCUCAGUUCAGGGGGCCCCAGAAAAGGCUGAUUAUUCCCUGUCUCAGUUCAGGGGCCCCCAGAAAAGGCUGAUUAUUCCCUGUCUCAGUUCAAGGGGCCCCAGAAAAGGCUGAUUAUUCCCUGUCUCAGUUCAGGGGGGCCCCAGAAAAGGCUGAUUAACCUUAACAUCCCCUAGCUGUGUCUAGCCUGUUUGAUAUCUCAGGCUAAACAAGAAGGAUUUAAAGUUUAGCGGGCAAUCCUCUGCACCUAGUACCUAUGUUACCUAACACUUUCCUAUGCAAGAGCUUCCACCGUAAACUAUUCUGGCUGAUUAAAUCCUUCUCAAACCCUGACUAAUGCAAUAUUACAUAGGCUGUGACUAGAUCCUUUGACUCCAGAAAUUCUGAUUUGUUUAUUUAUUCAAAAUUCCAAACAAGCAGAGUAGUCCCAGUUUUAUCACAAAAUCACACAAGCGUGAUAAAUGUACAUAAAUAAGAUACCUUCAGCACCUUGAACUCGCAUCCCUAUAGGACUACCGAUACACCGUUUUUUGUCUAGUACAAUUAUGAGAAUCACAAUAUUUUAAUAACAAGAAAAAAGGUCUUACCUUCUAAAACUACAAUUCAGUAUUGUCCUUCCCACCCCCCAAGAUAAAAUGGCUCUCAGAGUAAAAUGAAAACGUAAACAAUUAUUUUGUAACACUAGCAAUGAAGAUUAUAAUAUGGUUUUAAAUACCUCAAUGGAUCAUCAUGGAAGUCACAUUACAAAUUAUCACCCUCAUGCACUUAAGGAAAUCACAAAUGUCAUGGAUAUAUUGGAACUAGUGGAUAUAUAUGGAGGCUUAAAUAUCCUGACCUAGUGAGAUAUACGUGGCGGAGACUCAAUCAAGCUGGUCGUCUUCAAUACUUUCUUAUGUCAAUCUCGCUGGCACCAAAAGUUUCAAAAGGGGACAGAAUGCGGUCGGACUGGGAGACUAGUCAGGAUCGAGGCAAAGAUGAACGGAGCAAAGUACAGAGAGAUCCUUGAUGAAAACCUGCUCCAGAGCGCUCAAGACCUCAGACUGGGGCGAAGGUUCACCUUCCAACAGGACAACGACCCUAAGCACACAGCCAAGACAACGCAGGAGUGGCUUCGGGACAAGUCUCUGAAUGUCCUUGACUGGCCCAGCCAGAGCACGGACUUGAACCUGAUCGAACAUCUCUGGAGAGACCUGAAAAUAACUGUGCAGCAACGCAGAGCUUGAGAGGAUCUGCAAAGAAGAAUGAGAGAAACUCCCCAAAUACAGGUGUGCCAAGCUUGUAGCGUCAUACCCAAAAAGACUUGAGGCUGUAAUCGCUGCCAAAGGUGCUUCAACAAAGUACUGAGUAAAGGGUCUGAAUACUUAUGUAAAUGUGAUAUUUCAGUUUUUAUUUUUAAUAAAUUAGCAACAAUUUAUAAAAACCUGUUUUUGCUUUGUCAUUAUGGGGUAUUGUGUGUAGAUUGAUGAGAAAAAAAACGAUUUAAUAAAUUUUAGAAUAAGGCUGUAACCUAACAAAAUGUGGAAGAAGUCAAGGGGUCUCAAUACUUUCCGAAUGCACUAUAUAUACACUACCGUUCAAAAGUUUGGGGUCACUUAGAAAUGUCCUUGUUUUCGAAAGAAAAGCAAUUUUUUUGUCCAUUUGAAAUAACAUCAAAUUGAUCAGAAAUACAGUGUAGACAUUGUUAAUUUUGUAAAUGGCUAUUGUAGCUGGAAACUGCUGAUUUUUUUAUGGAAUAUCUACAUAGGCGUACAGAGGCCCAUUAUCAGCAACCAUCAGUUCUGUGUUCCAAUGGCACGUUGUGUUUGCUAAUCCAAGUUUAUCAUUUUAAAAGGCUAAUUGACCAUUAGAAAACCCUUUUGCAAUUAUUUUAGCACAGCUGAAAACUGUUGAUUAAAGAAGACUAGUUGAGUAUCUGGAGCAUCAGCAAUUGUGGGUUCGAUUACAGGCUCAAAAUGGCCACAAACAAAUAACUUUCUUCUGAAACUCGUCAGUUUAUUCUUGUUCUGAGAAUUGAAGGCUAUUCCAUGCAAGAAAUUGCCAAGAAACUGAAGAUCUCGUACAAGACUGUGUACUACUCCCUUCACAGAACAGCGCAAACUGUCUCUAACCAGAAUAGAAAGAGGAGUGGGAGGCACCGGUGCACAACUGAGGAAGAGGACAAAUACAUUAGAGUGUCUAGUUUGAGAAACAGCCGCCUCACAGGUCCUCAACUGGCAGCUUCAUUAAAUAGUACCCGCAAAACACCAGUCUCAACGUCAACAGUGAAGAGGCGACUCCGGGAUGCUGACCUUCUAGGCAGAGUUGCAAAGAAAAAGCCAUAUCUCAGACUGGCCAAUACAAAUAUAAGAUUAAGAUGGGCAAAAGAACACAGACACUGGACUUUUUCUUUGCAACUCUGCCUAGAAGGUCAGCAUCCCAGAGUCACCUCUUCACUGUUGACUUUGAGACUGGUGUUUUGCGGGUACUAUUUAAUGAAGCUGCCAGUUGAGGACCUGUGAGGCGCCUGUUUCUCAAACUAGACACUAAUGUAUUUGUCCUCUUGCUCAGUUGUGCACCGGGGCCUCCCACUCCUCUUUUUAUUCUGGUUAGAGCCAGUUUGCAUUGUAGAAUAAUAGUGAAAACAUCAAAACUAUGAAAUAAUACAUAUGGAAUCAUGUAGUGACCAAAAAAAGUGUUAAACAAAUCAAAAUAUAUUUUAUAUUUGAGAUUCUUCAAAUAGCCACCCUUUGCCUUGAUGACAGCUUUGCAAACUCUUGGCAUUCUCUCAGUCUAGCUGCUGGACUUUGGACAAGCACGCUAACAUUAGCUAACAUUAGCUAGGUAACGUUAGCUAAUCGAAAUAUCUGCAAACCGAGUUGUUUCGACCAGGUGUUAGAACUCUGAGCUUGAGGCUGAGAAAUAUGUUAGAAUUGUCAGAAAUGCUACAAAAAGUAGCACAUUGUUGGUUCUUAAUGGUCAGAAAUAAGCACGUGAGAGCAAAAACUAUACAUUUAAAGAAAACAGUUGCACUUACACAUUUUGUCGAUCCGACAUAAAAAAAAAAUCCAAUGGUCACUUUAUGGGCACUAUAUUCUCGAUUUAAUCCGACGUCUAGAAUUUGAGCUAGCUAGGUCGCCGCACACAAUUCUCUGAAAACGCUGCAAGUUCGAGGACAGUUUAAGUGCCAUAACAGUUAAACAUGCAUAGUUUAAGUGAAAAUAAAUUCAACAUAAACCUGCGACCAGAGAAAACCCUCCCAAUACCACCCAUUCCCCGUGGGCCUGAAAGCAAUGAAAGUUCAAGUAUAUACAGUGUGUAUAUACAGCGUAGUUCGUAUGUAUUUGUUGGGCUUUAUGAUUUUUUUUUCUCCGAUCCUUUAGCUGAGAUUUAUUCUUUACAGAGUUAAGAACAUUUGUCCAGACCUCAUUUUGUUCCUCCUUGAUUUGCACAUUUUCAUCGACCAUUGAGCUUCAACCAAAGCCUAUAUUGCCGUGAUACACCAGCUUCUCUUCCAUAGAUGCAAGGCACCAGGUGACGAUGCAGCUUCUCCACUCAGAAUGGGAAUACGUGUCGACCUUAAACCAGCUCUACGACAAGUACAGAACACCUCCAGCUCUUCAGAUGGACCUGGAGCCAUAGUAAGGACCAACCAAACCAGUCAACACAACACCAUGUGUGCGUCCCAACUAGUACCCUUAUUCCCUAGAUAUUCCCAAAAGUAGUGCACUGUCUAGGGAAUAAGGUGCCAUUUGGGACUGAACCAAUGCUGUGUGAAUUAUUAUGGGGAUUAUAAUUAAAUGGAAAUUUUUGUAGGGUUUGAUACAUUUUUCGUAAAAAGGAAAAUCAAGUCUGAAAUUUCAAAGUGGAAAUUACAAACUUCAGAAGCCUUUUAAACCUCAAAUAAAACGACACGUUUUACAUUUCCUGCAUUGCAGGAAAGGUCUCCUGCAACAGAGUGAUCAAAUUAAGAUCCUACAUCUGUAGGCUGCGUCCCAAAUGGCACCCUUCUCCCUAGCUACUUUUGACCAGAGACCUAUGGGCCCUAGCUAUAGAAAAUAGGGUGCCAGCCUCCCGAGUGGCGCAGCAGUCUAAGGCACUGCAUCGCAGUGCUUGAGGCGUCACUACAGACCCGGGUUCGAUCCCAGGCUGUGUCACAGCUGGCCGUGACCGGGAGACCCAUGAGGCGGCGCACAAUUGGCCCAGCGUCGUCCGGGUUAGGGGAGGGUUUGGCCGGCCGGGAUUUACUUGUCCCAUCGCGCUCUAGCGACUCCUUGUGGCGUGCCCGGGCACCUGCAAGCUGACUUUGGUCGCCAGUUGGUUUCUUCCGACACAUUGGUGCGGCUGGCUUCCGGGUUAAGCGAGCAGUGUGUCAAGAAGCAGUGCGGCUUGGCAGGGUCGUGUUCCGGAGGACGCGUGGCUCUCGACCUUCGCCACUCCCGAGUCCGUAGGGGAGUUGCAGCGAUGGGACAAGACUGUAACCAUCAAUUUGGAAAUCAUGAAAUUGGGGAGAAAAACUAGUAUAAGUACAAAAAACAUUUGGGAUGCAGACACCCUGGUAAUUACCUAUCAAUCAAUAGUCAGGCCAUAUUGAUUGGUAGCUGGAUUGAGGUAUUGACGUCCCUUAAAAACGUUGUUUUUUCCUGUAGUCAGAAGUACCUGAAGUUUGUGGAGGAGUUGCUGCAGCGCCACCUGCUGUUCAGAAACACACUGGAGCAGAGGCUGUCUGCUCAGGACUGGAAAGGCCUUGUGGGAGACAUCUUCGUCCAACUUGUAGGCCACAAUGAUGUAAGUACAGCAAUGUACAGAGAUCCCAUCUUGACUAUCUCUUUUUGGUUGUUCUUUCAAACUGUAGAGAUUACAAUAUAUAUCUAUCUCCUCCUCACAACCAUCUCUGUUUGUCUCCUCUAGUCAUCUUUCUUGGACAUGUACCAUGGAUACACGACAGCCCUGGCCACGUUCCUUUCUAUAGAAUUCAACAGAAUAAUGCUCAAUGGGAAAAUGCACAACACACAGGUAGGUAAUCCUUAGGUUUACUGGAUCUUUAACGUCCUCUCUUUCAAACUGAUGGUAGUGAGUGAGUAGUAGUCUGAAUAUGCCCACAUUUAUUAAAACUAAAUGCAUGCUCUUCAAUCGAACGCUGCUUGCACCCGCCCCGCCCGACUAGAAUCACUACUCUCGGCGGGUCUGACUUAGAAUAUGUGGACAACUACAAAUACCUAGGUGUCUGGUUAGACCGUAAACUCUCCUUCCAGACUCACAUUAAGCAUCUCCAAUCCAAAGUUAAAUCUAGAAUCGGCUUCCUAUUUCGCAACAAAGCCUCCUUCACUCAUGCUGCCAAUCAUGCCCUCGUAAAACGGACUAUCCUACCGAUCCUUGACUUCGGCGAUGUCAUUUACAAAAUAGCCUCCAACACUCUACUCAGCAAAUUGGAUGUAGUCUAUCACAGUGCCAUCCGUUUUGUCACCAAAGCCCCAUAUACUACCCACCACUGUGACCUGUACGCUCUCGUUGGCUGGCCCUCACUACAUAUUCGUCGCCAAAUCCACUGGCUCCAGAUCAUCUAUAAAUCACUGCUAGGCAAAUCCCCGCCUUAUCUUAGCUCAUUGGUCACCAUAGCAACACCCACCCGUAGUCUGCGUUCCAGCGGGUAUAUCUCAAUGGUCAUCCCCAAAGCCAACACCUCCUUUGGCCGCCAUUCCUUCCAGUUCUCUGCUGCCAAUGACUGGAACUAACUGCAAAAAUCUCUGGAGCUGGAGACUCUUAUCUCCCUCACUAACUUUAAGCAUCAGUUGUCAGAGCACCUUACCGAUCACUGCACCUGUACACAGCCCAUCUGAAAUUAGCCCACCCAACUACCUCAUCCCCAUAUUGUUAUUUAUUUUGCUCGUUUGCACCCCAGUAUCUCUAUUUGCACAUCAUCUUCUGCACAUCUAUCACUCCAGUGUUAAUACUAAAUUAUAAUUGUAAUUAUUUUGCACUAUGGCCUAUUUAUUGCCUUACCUCCAUAACUUACUACAUUUGCACACACUGAAUAUAGAUUUUCUAUUGUGUUAUUGACUGUACGUUUUGUUUAUUCCCAUAUGUAACUCUGUGUUGUUGUUUUUAAUCGCACUGCUUUGCUUUAUCUUGGCCAGGUCGCAGUUGUAAAUGAGAACUUGUUCUCAACUGGCUUACCUGGUUAAAUAAAGGUGAAAUAAAAUAAAUACAAAUAAAUUAUGUUGUUACAGAGCUAUCAGAAGGAAAGAGAGGAGGUCCAACUGUUCUCUCUGCUGUUGGCACCAGUCUCUCGGAUCCACAGCUAUCUAACCCUUAUUCAGGUGGGUCUACUUCUCCUCCUCGUCUCUCCAUCACAGCCAAUCUAGGAAUGAUAUCUCAAAUGGACAGGUGCACUGAGCAGAAGUAUGACUCGGUUGAUUGAGCGUGGCCCUUGCAACGGCAGGGUCGUGGGCUCAAUUCCCGCUGGGGCCGCCAUAUUAAUAUGUACGCACUACUGUAACUUGCUUUGGAUAAAAGCGUCUGCUAAACUGAAUAUAUAUUUUUAUAUUAUUGCGGUUCUCUGACUGAAACCUGUUCCCCUUUAUAGAGUCUGUUGCAGUGGACUGGCAGUGAUCACCCAGACUGCAGCCUCCUCCAGGGGUCAGAGAGGGUCCUGAGGAGCAUCCUUUCCCGCUGUCACCUCAUCCUGGAGGAGGAUGUCCGAUGGGUGGACGGAGGAGGAAUGGCCGGGCCCAGGUUAGUAAGAGCCACUCGCUGGGUGCGUCCCAAAAAGGCACCCUAUUCCCUAUAUAGUGCACUACUUUAGACCAGAGAAUGGCACCCUAUUCCCUAUGUAGUGCACUACUUUAGACCAGAGAAUGGCACCCUAUUCCCUAUAUAGUGCACUACUUUAGACCAGGGCUCUAUGUGUUGGUUUCUCAGUGGCUCUGGUCAAAAGUUGUGCACUAUAUAGGGAGUAGGGUGCCAUUUCACACGGAAUCACUGAAUCAUUUCAGAACUAAAUGACAUGUGCACAAUGGCCAGCUACUCAAUUUUACUGUUAAUAUUCUGUCAUGAGAGACCAUUCACUGAGAGACGGUCAUACAGACAGACGGUCAUACAGAGAGACGGUCAUACAGAGAGACGGUCAUACAGACAGACGGUCAUACAGACAGACGGUCAUACAGACAGACGGUCAUACAGACAGACGGUCAUACAGACAGACGGUCAUACAGACAGACGGUCAUACAGACAGACGGUCAUACAGAGAGGCGGUCAUACAGAGAGACGGUCAUACAGACAGACGGUCAUACAGACAGACAUGCUUAUUUUAAGAUCUGCCUGAAACACGCCAUAUUGGAGUGUCCGGACCGUCACCACUCAGCAGUUCCUCUGUGUUUCAGUGGCAGCUGCCCUGCCUGUCCCUGUGCCAAGUCGUGCGAUCGCAGAAGCCAGCUCUGCCCUGCCAGGGACACACAGACACACAGACAGGAGUCCCACGAUGCUGCUGGGAAACGGUGAGUGUGUUUGUCGCCAUCUGGUGGCCUGGGAGGGUAAGCGCCCUCUAGAGGCACAAUGCAGAACAUACACCGGGGUCACGUUCAGUAGUGAAACGUUGUCGAACGUUGCAGAUAGAAAUGCCACAAAUAGAGCCGACAUGAUUACUUGUUGUACAUUUCAGAAAGGCAUGUUUUGUUCUACAAAAUGUCUGCUGAAAUGGCAUAGUAUGCAACAACGUGUCUGUGUGUACUCACUGUACUUAUUACUGCAUUGGAUAAAAGUGUCUGCUACCUGUAAGUGUCAUGUUAUGAUGUGAAGCUAUUUAAUGUGAUCUCUCUCCCUAGAGAAGAACAACAACUCGGCACACGUCGAUCUAGCUGUGCCGCCGGCUGCCAGAGCAUCCCUGUUGCCUGUUGGCCUACCGGUAGUGUACGGAAGAAGAGUUGUUACAGAGACAGGCCCGGGGGGACCCUCCAGUCUCACCUCCAUGACUCCUGUGGCCUGGCUGGACUGGUCUACGGUGGGGACACCGCCUCCUUCCUCCACGCGGCACCCCCUGGGUGGGGGGACAGCGACUCUGGACAGGAGACUCCUAGCCAGGCUACAGGGGUUAUGGGACAGGAAGGACAUGGACACGGCCCACAGACCCCUGGUCCUCACAUGGUCCAGAGAAGCACUGAUGACUGUGACACGGAGGAGGACGUUGGGGACACCUCCGUGUUCGACUACUCCUCUGUUACCACUUGUAGCCCAGACGGGACCUUGAGGAGGGAGGGGGAAGUGAGUAACACCGAGGAGGACGAUGAGGAGGAGGAGGAGGAGGACACAGACAGUCAGGUGCCUGUUCUGUUGAAGCCCUCGUACACGCAGCAGCAGCAGCUGAGGGAUUCACCCAGAGAACGGACGGUGUGUCUGAGGUGGCAGAUCCCCAGGCUGCCGUACCCCUCUCCUCGAAGUCCUCGACACCAGGCAGGACCAGCGGGCCUGGAGGGACCGGGUCAGACACCAGGGCUACCAGGACUCUGUGGGAACAGAGUCAUCAGCGUGACUAAGGGACCACCUCCUCUCCUCCCCGCCAGUGUCUUCAGACCCAUCUGGGAUGAACCACCAAAACAGGUAUUUAUCCAUCUCUAUGCAGCCCUGGCUGUGUUCAAUCAGUGGGCGUGUUGUCGUCAAGCGCAAUGCACUCUGGGUCGACAACGCGCCUUUUAAAAAGGCACUUUUCCCGACGUUCCCAGAGAUCGCACUCAUGGCGAACGCUUCGGAUGUAAGGCCAAGCGUAAAUGACUUAAAAGUCAAAGUGCAACAAUCCUGGCCCCUGUCUAGUAGUGUAUGCACACAUGACUGGAAGUCCCUUUGGAUGAAAGCGUCUGCUAAAUGGCAAGAAUUAUUUAUAUAUAUAUAUAUAUAUAUAUAUAUAUAGAUAGAUAGUACCAGUCAAAAGUUUGGACACACCUACUUACUCCAGGGUUUUUCUUUAUUUUUACUAUUUUCUACAUUGUAGAAUAAUAGUGAAGACAUCAAAAUUAUGAAAUUACACAUAUGGAAUCAUGUAGUAACCAAAAAAGUGUUAAACAAAUCAAAAUAUAUUUGAGAUUCUUCAAAGUAGCCACCCUUGGCCUUGACAACAGCUUUGCACACUAUUGGCAUUCUCUCAACCAGCUUCAUGAGGUAGUCACCUGGAAUGCAUUUCAAUUAACAGGUGUGCCUUGUUAAAAGUUGUGGAAUUUAUUUCCUUCUUAAUGUGUUUGAGCCAAUCAGUUGUUUUGUGUCAAGGUAGGGGUGGUAUACAGAAGAUAGCCCUAUUUGGUAAAAUACUAAGUCCAUAUUACGGAAAGAACAGCUCAAAUAAGCAAAGAGAAACGACAGUCCAUCAUUGUCCUGUUGAAAAACAAAUGAUAGUCCAACUAAGUGCAAACCAGAUGGGAUGGCGUAUCGCUGCAAAAUGCUGUGGUAGCCAUGCUGAUUAAGUGUGCCUUGAAUUCUAAAUAAAUCACAGACAGUGUCACCAGCAAAGCACCCUCACACCAUAACACCUCCUCCUCCAUGCUUCACGGUGGGAACCACACAUGCAGAGAUAAUCCGUUCACCUACUCUGCGUCUCACAAAGACACAGCGGUUGGAAUAAAAAAUCUCACAUUUAGACUCAUCAGACCAAAGGACAGAUUUCCACCGGUCUAAUGUCCAUUGCUCGUGUCUCAUGGCCCAAGUAAGUCUCUUCUUCUUAUUGGUGUCCUUUAGUAGUGGUUUCUUUGCAGCAAUUUGACCAUGAAGGCCUGAUUCACGCAGUCUCCUCUGAACAGUUGAUGUUGAGAUGUGUCUGUUACUUGAACUCUGUGAAGCAUUUAUUUGGGCUGCAAUUUCUGAGGCUGGUAACUAUAAUGAACUUAUCCUCUGCAGCAGAGGUAACUCUGGGUCUUCCUUUCCUGUGGCGGUCCUCAUGAGAGCCAGUUUCACAAUUGCGCUUCAUGGUUUUUGCGACUGCACUUGAAGAAGCAUUCAAAGUUCUUGAAAUGUUCCGGAUUGACUGACCUUCAUGUCUUAAAGUAAUGAUGGACUGUCGUUUCUCUUUGCUUAUUUGAGCUGUUCUUGCCAUAAUAUGGACUUGGUCUUUUACCAAAUAGGGCUAUCUUCUGUAUACCACCCCUACCUUGUCACAACACAACUGAUUGGCUCAAACGCAUUAAGAAGGAAAUAAAUUCCACAACUUUUAACAAGGCACACCUGUUAAUUGAAAUGCAUUCCAGGUGACUACCUCAUGAAGCUGGUUGAGAGAAUGCCAAUAGUGUGCAAAGCUGUUGUCAAGGCAAAGGGUGGCUACUUUGAAGAAUCUCAAAUAAAAAAAUAUAUUUUGAUUUGUUUAACACAUUUUUGUUUACUACAUGAUUCCAUAUGUGUUAUUUCAUAGUUUUGAUGUCUUCACUAUUAUUCUACAAUGUAGAAAAUAGUAAAAAUAAAGAAAAACCCUGGAAUGAGUAGGUGUGUCCAAACUUUUGACUGGUACUGUAUAUAUAUAUAUGUGUCUUGUCAUUGCAAAAAGAACAGGGAUCUGGCUAGGACAGUAAUGAUCUCUCCUACAAUGUUCUCUACAGUAUCUACAUCAAAUCUUGUUCCCUUAUCAUGGUGUGAACUAGGGAUACAUGUAAUCCUGUUCCCUUAUCACAGUGUGAACUAGAGAGACAUCUAAUCCUGUUCCCUUAUCACAAUGUGAACUGGAGAGAGAACUAAUCCUGUUCCCUUAUCAUGGUGUAAACUGGAGAGAGAACUAAUCCUGUUCCCUUAUCAUGGUGUGAACUGGAGAGAGAACUAAUCCUGUUCCCUUAUCAUGGUGUGAACUAGGUAGAUAUCUAAUCCUGUUCCCUUAUCAUGGUGUAAACUAGGGAGAUAUCUAAUCCUGUUCCCUUAUCACGGUGUGAACUAGGGAGAUAUCUAAUCCUGUUCCCUUAUCACGGUGUGAACUAGGGAGAUAUCUAAUCCUGUUCCCUUAUAUCCCUAGUUCACACCAUGAUAAGGGAACAGGAUUAGAUAUCUCCCUAGUUCACACCGUGAUAAGGGAACAGGAUUAGAUAUCUCCCUAGUUCACACCGUGAUAAGGGAACAGGAUUAGAUAUAUCCCUAGUUCACACCAUGAUAUCUAAUCCUGUUCCCUUAUCAUGGUGUGAACUAGGUAGAUAUCUAAUCCUGUUCCCUUAUCACGGUGUGAACUAGGGAGAUAUCUAAUCCUGUUCCCUUAUCACGGUGUAAACUAGGGAGAUAUCUAAUCCUGUUCCCUUAUCACGGUGUAAACUAGGGAGAUAUCUAAUCCUGUUCCCUUAUCACGGUGUAAACUAGGGAGAUAUCUAAUCCUGUUCCCUUAUCACGGUGUAAACUAGGGAGAUAUCUAAUCCUGUUCCCUUAUCACGGUGUAAACUAGGGAGAUAUCUAAUCCUGUUCCCUUAUCACGGUGUAAACUAGGGAGAUAUCUAAUCCUGUUCCCUUAUCACGGUGUAAACUAGGGAGAUAUCUAAUCCUGAUCCCUUAUCACGGUGUAAACUAGGGAGAUAUCUAAUCCUGUUCCCUUAUCACGGUGUGAACUAGGGAGAUAUCUAAUCCUGUUCCCUUAUCACGGUGUGAACUAGGGAGAUAUCUAAUCCUGUUCCCUUAUCACGGUGUGAACUAGGGAGAUAUCUAAUCCUGUUCCCUUAUCACGGUGUGAACUAGGGAGAUGCAGCACCAGUAAAGGAGAAUACAUCACAAGGCUUCAGACCGGUUCAAGCCACUGAGAGGCAGACAUUUCCUAACUUCAAAAAGCUAAGGUAAGGAGUACUGGUUCCUUUUACAUUAUAAUACCCAGUUCUCAUACAGGUUAAAAAGAAAGGUGUCAAUACCGGUCUCAUUCCCCGUCUUCUAGGUUCCAAACCCAGCCGAGAGUUGGCCACGCCCAGGCAGGAGCCAUGGGGGGUGUUGCAGUGUGGGAUGAGAGUGAGGACAGUGAGGGGCCCUGCAGCACCGUGUGA
Molecule: messenger RNA, 20685 nt
Organism: Coregonus sp. 'balchen'
Lineage: Eukaryota; Metazoa; Chordata; Actinopteri; Salmoniformes; Salmonidae
Source: the annotation of a GenBank genome assembly